Haliotis rubra (blacklip abalone) is the source of this 2137-nucleotide messenger RNA. RefSeq lists its product as uncharacterized. The transcript has 2 exons. NCBI's taxonomy places the organism in Eukaryota, Metazoa, Mollusca, Gastropoda, Lepetellida, Haliotidae. The coding region runs from base 88 to 1023 and encodes 311 amino acids. The record is from RefSeq and is a predicted model, not a curated record. Gene Ontology annotation, molecular function: acetyltransferase activity.
CUCGUCAUACCAUGGAGCAUGAGGACGGAGUAUCACAUUCUUCUCAACUGCCGGAGCAUGUUUGUCUAGAAGAGAUGUGAGGGUGUCAUGGAAGAGCUCAACAUGGUCCUCAACAUCAGGGGGAGGAUCAGUGAGGAGAUCAUGCUGGACGAAAACGAAGCGUUUGCUUUCAUCGAAAAGAAGCUGGAUGUCCCCGAUCCUAGAUCUAAACUGUCAGCAAGCAAGCUUGACUUCCUCAAUUUCUUGAUUUUGAAGAUGCAACACGCAUUUCCAUUUCAAAGCGUGUCUCUUAUUGCCGAGGAUAAAGACACGCGACAUCGGCCAUCCUUAUCGGAGAUCGGUGAGUCUAUGUCCAGUGGCGUGGGUGGUCUCUGCUACACACACAACGUCUUCAUGUUUUGUCUGCUUAGAGGUCUAGGCUAUAAGGCCUUCUUUAAUCACUGCACGGUGACGUCUUCGGUCACGUAUCCCAACAACCACGUCGUUGUCAUCGUGAAGGAUGUGAAGCAAACCGGCGACAUCUACCUGUGCGAGGCAGGUAUGGGACAUCCAACAUUCCAAGCAAUUUGUCUGAAUUUUAUUAAGGAAUCUCCGACAUACAACGACUCGUACCUGGAGUACAAGUAUAUAAAACAUGAAGGGAAAGUAAUGCGCAUGCACGGGGAUGGGGACUUCCGGUCACAAAGUGAGCUUCCGUUUGACUUUUAUGUCGGGAAAUUUAGACGUUUCUACGAGUUGAAGCUUGAACCUUCCGACGAGUUGUCUGAUUUUGAUGAACACUUCGAUCAUGUUUACACAAACAAAGCAGCAUCACCGUUCCACGUCAGUUUAAGGGCAUUAAUCUUCAAAAACAAACGAGCCACUGUGAUUGUCAACUCACGUCUGAUGCUGGAAAAUGACCUUCGCCAAUUCGACGUCACCAAUCUGGAGACUGAUGACUCGCUUCGAGAAGCGUAUUCCACUCAUUUUCCUGCACUUCCUUCUGACAUUGUUGCGGCUGCUGUCGCGAACUGGAGGAAGUAAAUGACUGGCGGGGAUACAUGUCCUUAUUAGGAAUGACUAAGUUAACCACAGUGUUAUCCUGGUAUGAAAGAAAAGAGUGCAUCAAAUGGGAGAGGUUGAACUGUGAUGAUAAAACACAUUACAACCAGAGUUGAAGAUUCGACUGUUUAGUAAUAGUCAGUUGAUACUACACAGUUUAAUGCCAAGUUCAUGACAGAAUUAGUGUCACGAACAAAUAUUUUUUUACACGGUUUUGCAUAACAAUAUAUUCAAGAGAAUAGAGCAUGACAGUUUGACCAAACCUUAUUGAAGUAGUCUCUAUUACAAUUAAUGACAGAAGUAUACUUUUUAACUUGUAAAAUUCAGUGAGCUCCUACUGUAUGAACUGGAAUGUUGGUGGGUAGUUAUUAUUACGAACAAAUAUUGAGUUAGUUGUGCAUUAACGCCGCUUUUAUCAAUAUUCCAGUAAUAUCACGGCAGGGGACACCAUAAAUGGGCUUCACACAUUGCACCCAUGUGGGGAAUCGAACCCGGGUCUUCGGGGUGACAAACAAACUUCGUAACCUUUAGGUCACAUAACAAAGUGAGGUGCUACUACAUUGUUAAAAAUGACACUCUUGAAAUACCAGACACCUGAACGACCCAUUGGGAUUUUACAGAUGAAGGAUACAAUGGAUACCCACGUUGGAAGAAUCUUUGCCUCAUCCCGGAAACUUUUGAAACGGUUUAGGCAAACUGGUUGGACAUUGGUGACCGGAACAGGGAGACCGCGGGUCACCACGCCAUAUCCGCAACCGCUUCCUCACAGUGACGUCAUCAGCCUCGCAUGGAUUAGGUCGGCGGACCAGCACAACAGACCUGACGCACGUUCUAUAGGACGAAUGGAACCGCUUACCACGUGAUCAGGCGUUUUGGUUUAGUUCGAUGUAGACUUCAUGCAUGUUUGGAGGCACGGCUGGACAUAAGUGACAAAUUUUGUAACUGGAACCAUUUUUAUGUGUUUGAGUAAAGUGUGACGAAAAUGUGGACAGCCGAAAUUUACACGCCAAGUGGAUGUCUGUGGAACAAUAUUUGACAGUCGAACGCCAAGUUUCAGGUCGUCACUAUUUUAUGAAGUUGUCCAUUUACUAACUUG